Messenger RNA from Rhinichthys klamathensis goyatoka, 2088 nucleotides. RefSeq names its product phospholipase A2, group XV (gene pla2g15). Bases 148 to 1398 code for a protein of 416 amino acids. Gene Ontology annotation, cellular component: lysosome. The transcript has 6 exons. Gene Ontology annotation, biological process: phosphatidylcholine metabolic process; ceramide metabolic process. The record is from RefSeq and is a predicted model, not a curated record. NCBI's taxonomy places the organism in Eukaryota, Metazoa, Chordata, Actinopteri, Cypriniformes, Leuciscidae.
CGCUACAUUGUGUGGUUCAUCACAGUCACUGUCGCUCAGAGCCAGGAGAAACACUUCUCAGACCACUCCUAGACCUCACAAUGGACAGAUAAACACAAAUGCACCCUUGAUCCUGUAAGCCAGCAGAGGUGUGAGCCACUGAAAGAGAUGCUUCCCUGUCAUCGGUUGAACCUCGCGAUUCUCCAGCUGUGUUUGUUGUUGUUGGUGUCUUUUACCGACGGCAGAAAUUUGAAAUGCUCACCGGGGAAAGUGUGCUCGGGCUCGGACCGACCGCCUGUUGUUCUCAUUCCAGGAGAUCUUGGGAAUCAGCUUGAAGCAAAACUGGACAAACCUAGUGUAGUGCACUACAUCUGCUACAAGAAGACCAAUGACUACUUCACGCUAUGGCUCAACCUGGAGCUGCUGGUGCCGGUGGCCAUUGACUGCUGGAUUGAUAACAUGAGGCUACUAUACAAUCGCACAACCCACCUCACUGAAGCUCCUCCGGGGGUGGAUGUCAGAGUGCCUGGGUUUGGAAAGACGUAUAGUUUGGAAUAUCUGGAUCCAAGUAAACGGAGUGUGGGCAUGUACUUCUUCACUAUAGUACAAGCACUGGUUGAUUGGGGGUAUACCAGAGACGACGAUGUUCGAGGUGCUCCCUAUGACUGGCGUAAAGCCCCCAAUGACAAUAAGGAGUACUUCUUGCGUCUGCAGCAGAUGAUUGAGGAGAUGGCUAAUAAGGCUCAAAGUCCUGUGGUCCUCAUCGCACACAGUAUGGGGAACAUGUACACGCUCUAUUUCCUUAAUCACCAACCGCAAGCUUGGAAGGACCGGUACAUCAAGGCAUUUGUUUCUCUAGGGCCUCCAUGGGCUGGAGUGGCCAAAACUCUUAGAGUUCUGGCAACAGGCGACAACAACCGCAUUCCCGUCAUCAGUCCUGUAAAAAUCCGCACCCAGCAGCGAACGGCCGUCUCCACCGUCUGGCUCUUGCCCUACGCCCACUCCUGGCCCAAAGACAUGGUCCUGGUUUCCACCCCAAACACCAGCUACACAGUCCAAGACUAUCAGCGCUUCUUCAAAGAUAUUGACUAUGAGGACGGCUGGGCCAUGAGGAAGGACACGGAACCGCUGGUCAGUGCACUUCAGCCUCCUGGCGUUCCUGUCCACUGUCUUUAUGGCAGCGGCAUUCCCACAGCUCAGGGCUUCAAUUACACAAACUUCCCAGAUGUAGACCCCACCGUCAUCAACGGGGACGGAGACGGAACAGUCAACCUGUUGAGCGCCAUGCAAUGCAAACGCUGGAAGAGCCAGCAGACACAGCCUGUCCAAAUGUUCGAGCUGCCCGGGAACGAGCACGUCGCCAUGCUGUUGAACAUAACCACAGUCAACUACAUCAAGAAUGUGCUGUUUACACCAUGAUGGCAUUGAGGCUUUACACACUUCCCCUCUUUAACUUUCGGGACUUUGUUCUGCUUUUCGGGUGGAUGUUCCUUUCCUUAUCGGAAUUUGUUGUCGGAGUUCCUUUUUGUGGAGUUGAGGUUUAUCAGGACAUCAAUGAUAAAUAGUCAUCUUUUGUUGGGCACAAUCAGCAUUUACAGAAAUGAUUCUUGAAUUUUUACUCAGUUCAAAUCUAAAAUGUUAACAUAGAUUUUACUGCACAUAGUAAAAUGUAAUUUCCAGUUGUUUAAUGUGAAAUGGCAAUUGUUUGCCGUUAAUCCUUGUCAAUUACAUUUUUAAAUAUUGUCUGUUUCUUAACCUUUAUAAACUUUAACCUCUUAUACACACAACUUCUUUAAUCUACAGAUUUUAUCUAGUGCUUUUUUAAACGUUUCUAUCCAAAUUAUACUGACACUGCAGUAUCUCUGUUGAUCCUACUAACAAGCAAGUGGCUAUUUAUCAGGCUGUCUAUGACUAGUAUUGAUUAAUGUAUUUUUGUCAGAUGUUCUUGAAUGUAGAAUGUGCCUAACGGCUGGAUAUCUCACUGUUGCUCAAUUUACAUCAGCUUAACCUCUAGACUGCAUUUGUGCCACGGCCCAGGAUGGGUUAACCCAUGUUACAUGUGAACAAAGUUUGCUCUUGAAUAUAAUGAACAAUGAUUUGUGAAGCACA